CCGAGUGUCUGUGUGUGUGUGUGUGAGCAGCAUGCAGCAGAUCUACAGGCAGAGCGACCAACAGUUUGAAGUUUAUACCACCGUGUUCUCCCCGCAAGUGUGCAGAGCGAGGAGCAGACAUGUGGAGCCAGAGAAGGUGAUGGUGGCGGUGGCGCAGCACCGUGCCGGCCUGCAGAGGGAGCUGGACCUGAGCCGGGGGGACCGGGUCCUGGUUCUGUACAGGGAGGACGAGGCCUGGUGGUUCGGACGGCGCUCUGAUGGACAGGAGGGCUACUUCCCCCCAACCUGCGUGCAGCCGCUGCAGGUGUGCGGGGCUUCCUGCAGAGCCACGCCCCCUCUGCUCAGGAGGGGGUCUGUGCCAGCAGUCAGGACGACCCCCAGCGCCCCCUGUGGCUGCACCAGCGGCCACAGCACCCCGAGGCAGCUGAGGAAGAGCAGCCUCCUCCUGAAGCUGGAGGGGCCACCGGAGCCUGAGGGGGGGGCAGGGUCUGCUCACUCCUCCCCCAGCCUCCUGCACAGAGUCCUAGCCAAGUCCAGGAGGAUGAGCUGCCCCCACCUCCCCCACCUGCCCCUUCGCCCCCCCGACCACGGCUCCAUAAACACUGCCUUCCAGCCGGACUGACCCCCCACCUGGGACUUUAGGUUCCACUGAUCUCAUGUUUUCAUUAGCUUCAGACCUCAGGGAUCACAUUGGAGACACCUUCGGGGGGGGGGGGACGUUUUAUCAAAUGGUUAACAGCUAAGCAGUCAGUGUG
Messenger RNA from Eleginops maclovinus (Patagonian blennie), 755 nucleotides. RefSeq lists its product as uncharacterized. The transcript has 5 exons. The record is from RefSeq and is a predicted model, not a curated record. Gene Ontology annotation, molecular function: protein binding. The coding region runs from base 32 to 622 and encodes 196 amino acids. NCBI's taxonomy places the organism in Eukaryota, Metazoa, Chordata, Actinopteri, Perciformes, Eleginopidae.